This is a messenger RNA of Rhea pennata, 587 nucleotides long. Its product is annotated as histone H2A-IV-like. Gene Ontology annotation, molecular function: structural constituent of chromatin; protein heterodimerization activity; DNA binding. Bases 1 to 429 code for a protein of 142 amino acids. The transcript is spliced from 2 exons. The record is from RefSeq and is a predicted model, not a curated record. Gene Ontology annotation, cellular component: nucleosome; chromatin. Lineage: Eukaryota; Metazoa; Chordata; Aves; Rheiformes; Rheidae. Gene Ontology annotation, biological process: heterochromatin formation.
AUGCAAAUCAGCAGCAUUCCGCCCGCACGCUGCCAUUGGACGUCUGGCCGCGAGAAGCAGGGCGGGAAGGCGCGGGCCAAGGCCAAGUCGCGCUCGUCGCGGGCCGGCCUCCAGUUCCCCGUGGGCCGCGUGCACCGGCUGCUGCGCAAGGGCAACUACGCGGAGCGGGUGGGCGCCGGCGCCCCCGUGUACCUGGCGGCCGUGCUGGAGUACCUGACGGCCGAGAUCCUGGAGCUGGCGGGCAACGCGGCGCGCGACAACAAGAAGACGCGCAUCAUCCCGCGCCACCUGCAGCUGGCCAUCCGCAACGACGAGGAGCUCAACAAGCUGCUGGGCAAGGUGACGAUCGCGCAGGGCGGCGUGCUGCCCAACAUCCAGGCGGUGCUGCUGCCCAAGAAGACCGACAGCCACAAGGCUAAGGCCAAGUGAAUACAACCGUAAGAAACCUGUUGUAUCUCCUGAUGAAUAUAAUGUAAAUACUCUUUUCAAAGCCGUCCACAACGUUCACGAAAGACUUAAGUUUUCUACAGUAUAUUUACUCAGUUGCAUAUGAAUUACUCAACCCGUGCUGUUUUCUUUCUUUCUCU